Molecule: messenger RNA, 1482 nt
Organism: Budorcas taxicolor (takin)
Lineage: Eukaryota; Metazoa; Chordata; Mammalia; Artiodactyla; Bovidae
Gene: FOXF1
Product: forkhead box F1
Exons: 3
Coding region: 16-1191 (391 amino acids)
Biological process (GO): regulation of transcription by RNA polymerase II; animal organ morphogenesis
Cellular component (GO): nucleus
Molecular function (GO): RNA polymerase II cis-regulatory region sequence-specific DNA binding; DNA-binding transcription factor activity, RNA polymerase II-specific
Source: RefSeq, a predicted model, not a curated record
GGCAGCAGCCACCCGAUGUCUUCGGCGCCCGAGAAGCAGCAGCCACCGCACGGCGGCGGCGGCGGCGGCGGCGGCGGCGGCGGGGGAGGCGGCGCGGCCAUGGACCCCGCGUCGUCCGGCCCGUCCAAGGCCAAGAAGACGAACGCCGGCAUCCGGCGCCCGGAGAAGCCGCCCUACUCGUACAUCGCGCUCAUCGUCAUGGCCAUCCAGAGCUCGCCCACCAAGCGCCUGACGCUCAGCGAGAUCUACCAGUUCCUGCAGAGCCGCUUCCCCUUCUUCCGCGGCUCCUACCAGGGCUGGAAGAACUCCGUGCGCCACAACCUCUCGCUCAAUGAGUGCUUCAUCAAGCUGCCCAAGGGCCUCGGGCGGCCGGGCAAGGGCCACUACUGGACCAUCGACCCGGCCAGCGAGUUCAUGUUCGAGGAGGGCUCCUUUCGGCGGCGGCCGCGCGGCUUCCGAAGGAAAUGCCAGGCGCUCAAGCCCAUGUACAGCAUGAUGAACGGGCUCGGCUUCAACCACCUCCCGGACACCUACAGCUUCCAGGGCUCUGCCGGCGGCCUCUCGUGCCCGCCCAACAGCCUGGCGCUGGAGGGAGGUCUGGGCAUGAUGAACGGCCACUUGCCGGGCAACGUGGACGGCAUGGCUUUGCCCAGCCACUCGGUGCCCCACCUGCCCGCCAACGGCGGCCACUCGUACAUGGGCAGCUGCGGCGGCACGGCGGCCGGCGAGUACCCGCACCACGACGGCUCAGUGCCCGCCUCCCCGCUGCUGCCCGCGGCGGCAGGCGGGGUCAUGGAGCCCCACGCCGUCUACUCCGGCUCCGCGGCCGCCUGGCCUCCCUCUGCCUCGGCGGCGCUCAACAGCAGCGCCUCCUACAUCAAGCAGCAGCCCCUGUCCCCUUGCAACCCCGCGGCCAACCCCCUGUCCGGCAGCCUCUCCACGCACUCCCUGGACCAGCCGUAUCUGCACCAGAACAGUCACAACGCCCCUGCUGAGCUGCAAGGCAUCCCGCGGUAUCACUCGCAGUCGCCCAGCAUGUGUGACCGAAAGGAGUUCGUCUUCUCUUUCAACACCAUGGCAUCCUCGUCCAUGCACUCGGCCGGCGGCGGCUCCUACUACCACCAGCAGGUCACCUACCAAGACAUCAAGCCCUGCGUCAUGUAUAACCGUCAGCAGAAGAAAAGGGUUUGACCCCUCCCCAACCGGAUUAUUGGGAAAGGGAUCCCGUGAGGCAAAGACCGAGCGAGGUCGGCACCUCCCCCCCACCACCACUCCCUCAACAGUUUUUUUAAUGGUGAUGGCGGGGGCCUGAUCUGACUGCAGCUGUUGAUAAAUAAGUAUCUAUUUUUGAUCCGACUGAAACCGGCUGAGAAGGUGCUGUGUUGGGGAAGAACUCUCAACAUCUGAACACACAUUUCUGCUAUGGUCUCUCCCCAUCUCCCCCUCCAACGGCAAACGUCGGGGAAGGUUUUUAGGAGAAAG